AUGACAGCCCCUCCAACGGCGGCCCAGGCGCUCUCUGCUCCUGCUCAUCAAAUCUCCUUCUUGGAGAAGUUGGACGUUUUCGCAGGUCUUCUAUCACUCGCUGGAACGGCCUUUUACACGGCGGCGACGGCCCCAUUCCGUGGCGAAUCAGGAGCUUAUACAUACGGGCAGCAUAUCAGUUUCGCCAUCGUACGAAAGUUGAUGAAAAGGUUCAGCACGCUGCAACUACAGUAUAUCGGGCCCCCCUUUUCUGAAAUCUACCAGAAGUGGUGUAAAAGCGUUGGCAUCCAGCCGCAACUCGUCACUCUGAAAUCUGGGUGCAAAGCAUUCUGGGUAGGCGAUCCAAAGACAGCCAAAUACGUCUGCGUGUAUUUCCACGGAGGCGGCUUCUCACUCGACGGAGAUGACACCCAUCUCACAUUUUGGCACGGCGUUCAGAACGACCUCAAAGCCGACAAAACCUCCAUCGCGUUUUUGUUCCUGGAGUACACGCUCGUGCCACAUGGGACGUUUCCAAAGCCGAUUUACGAAGCCGUCGAAUCGGUGAAAUACGUCAUGGAAGACCUGAAACGCCCAGCUUCCGAGAUCCUCCUCGCUGGCGAUUCCGCCGGCGGGAACAUGUGCCUUGGAGUCCUGUCACAAAUUAUGCAUCCAUCCUCUGAAUUCCCGGAGCUCAAAUUGGCCGAUGGGGAGAAGCUCAAGGGCAUUGUGGCGGUGGCCCCGUGGACCACCUUCAAGCUUGACUGGGCCAGCGAACAGAGGAACCGUUACAAGGACAUUGUCACUCGUUACGCUGGUGACAUGUGGGCGAGGGACUACCUCGCAGGAAAGCCGUCUACGCCCUUUGCAGAGCCGCUCAAUGUUCCGGCAGACUGGUGGAGAGAUUCCAGGGUUGAAAAUAUGCUGGUUGUAGCUGGCUCAAACGAGAUCUUGGUCGACUCUAUUGAUCAAUGGGUGGAAAAGUACAAGUCCGUCAACCCGGACUCCAUAACCUACGUGGUUGGUCCGAAUGAGGCACAUAUUGCCCCCAUUAUUCACCUCCGGUUUGGUGACAAGGCUGAGACGGAGCAAGGAAAGGCUAUCAAAUCGUGGCUCAAGGCAAAACUGUGA
This is a messenger RNA of Fonsecaea erecta, 1110 nucleotides long. RefSeq lists its product as hypothetical. The record is from RefSeq and is a predicted model, not a curated record. Gene Ontology annotation, molecular function: hydrolase activity. The coding region runs from base 1 to 1110 and encodes 369 amino acids. The transcript has 6 exons. NCBI's taxonomy places the organism in Eukaryota, Fungi, Ascomycota, Eurotiomycetes, Chaetothyriales, Herpotrichiellaceae.